GCUUAAAUGAAUCUUAACUGCAUUGUUUUCCCUGCGCCAAGGCCCUUCUACUUUGGAGAAGGUGACUUCAGACAAGAUGGCUCACUCAUAUUCGUCCCUAUUGAUAAAAGGAAUUAUAACUCUACAUUUGAGAUGAGUAAGAAUACCCCAGAGGUCCACCCAGAGUCGGUUGUUGAAGAACUAAAGGAGAGAGACAAGAAAACAUUCCCAUGCUUUUACAUUCCAUACGAGCUAGAAGAAGGGUCAAGUAAGAUCAUAAUUUACCUUCAUGGUAACGCAGAGGACCUCUGAGGCUGUGGAGAAAUGAUGAGGCGCCUUUCAGUAGCAUUUAAAUGCCAUGUUAUUGGGGUUGAAUAUCCGGGAUAUGGAGUCUGAUAUCAACAAAAAGUAAGCUCAAAAGAAAUCCUCCAACGAUCAAUGAGGUUAUAUGAAUUCUUAACUAAAGAAUUCGGGUAUGAUGAUAAAGACAUCAUUAUCUUUGGAAGGUCUCUUGGAACUGGAGCUGCAAUUCAAACUGCUGCUGCCAAUAAGCCUGGACUUUUGGUCUUAAUGAGUGCAUAUACCAAGAUUAAAUAAGGUUGCAAAGGAUAUAUGAUGCUGAAGCCCAUGAUUGGUUAAGGAGAGGUUUCGGUCUAUUAACUUUAUUAAAAAGCUAAAUUGCCCCUUCUACUUAAUCCACGGUAGGAAUGACAAGGUUAUAAAGCCUCAUCACAGUGAAGAUCUUUACGCUAGAGCUAUAAAGUGUGGUAAAGAAGAACUUUGAGGCAUCACUAUAAGAGCAGAAAUGGAUCAUAAUAACUUUUCUUUCACCAUUGAUAUUUCUGAACCAAUAAAAGAGUUUAUGAAGGAAAUGAAAAUAUCUACGGAAGUCAACCAAGAUGAUCCUGAAGAGCUGAGAUUAUGAAAAUUGAAGGACUUUAAAGACUUAGGAAAAACUCCUCCAGAGUAUGAAGAGGAAGCCCUUAAAGACAAGUACCUGGAGAAAAGAAGCAAAAGCUGUUGUAUAAUUUUUUAA
Molecule: messenger RNA, 1015 nt
Organism: Moneuplotes crassus
Lineage: Eukaryota; Ciliophora; Spirotrichea; Euplotida; Euplotidae
Source: the annotation of a GenBank genome assembly